GACGAGCCCCAGCGUCUGAGCGCAGCUCCACCUUCGAAGGUCGAUGGAGAGACCCCCAAUGAGUGGCUAUGCAAGAGCAAAAGUCCACGGCGCUCCUGUGUGCCGCUACCGAGGCUUGCGCGUGAAAAUCUGUCAACAGAACCCCUGUCCAUCCAGCCAUCCAACGGCAAACAGAGCAUCACCAGCGCAGCCCGGACAUCUCGGACAAGUCUACUCGCAGUCUAGGCGCAAGAUUGAUAGUUCUAGCAGUCCAGAGGCCCCGUUGCGCUUGUAUGCUCGCCUUGGCCUUGGAAACGCGUCGCGUCCCGUCAGCAAGCGGAGGCUUGGUACCAGAGCAUGGCGACGUCGAUAGCGUCCGAGAGUGCGAUGGGCGUGUUCGCGUGUCUUCGAACCGUCAGAAACGACCAUCUGAAGUAGACACCUUGCCGCGCUAUGCGUCGCGUAGCAGAUGUACGCGCUACGCGCUUCGAGCCCCAGUACGAUCCGCGUCUGACGAGACGACUUUGCCCUCGGACGACGACGGCGACGCCAAAUCGUAUCCGAUUGCCACAAAAGAAGCAUCGACGGGAGGCGAUAUCGUUGAUGAACGAGUCCCGUGGUAUCCGAAGCUUAGGAGAGCACUGGAUCGCGCCGUACAUGCCAUACCGAUCGCGACCGUCAACAGCACUUGCUCAACUCACCUCGUAGGUAGGUCCAGCGGGUCCGGCCUUCUUGGCGGCGGAAGCCUUCUUGGGAGCAGCAGCAGCAGCAGACAUUUCGGAUAUUGCUUGAGUGGUUCGUUGGAGGUGUGUAAGACCUGAGUUGAGAUGAGGUCGAGUAGUUGAGCUGGCAAUGCGAUGAGAUAUCUAACAGGUUGCUAGAGAGAGUUGUGGA
This is a messenger RNA of Ceraceosorus guamensis, 873 nucleotides long. RefSeq lists its product as hypothetical. The coding region runs from base 273 to 800 and encodes 175 amino acids. The transcript has a single exon. The record is from RefSeq and is a predicted model, not a curated record. Lineage: Eukaryota; Fungi; Basidiomycota; Exobasidiomycetes; Ceraceosorales; Ceraceosoraceae.